Molecule: messenger RNA, 1767 nt
Organism: Dimorphilus gyrociliatus
Lineage: Eukaryota; Metazoa; Annelida; Polychaeta; Dinophilidae
Source: the annotation of a GenBank genome assembly
AUACGGUGUUUCCCGAGAAAAAGAUUUCACAAAAACAUGAUCGAAAUGUUGGUUUUAACUAUAUUUAUUUAAUUUUCAUUGUAACAAUGCCUCAAUCUUCCGAAAAGUAAGUAUUCUAAUUAUUUAACUUAUUUAUAUUUCUAUGGAAUUUUCGAAAACUUAAAGUCUUUGUUAAUUUUGCUUAUCUUUGUUUUAUUGUUUACCACAAGAUAGUAAUCGUCUGUUCGCAGCGUUGUAUCAUGUUUCCGCUGUCUUUGGCUCCUGUCCGUCCUUUUAUUUGUAAACAAGUCUUCUCCAUUAUGAUAGAACUAUCAAUUUAUAUGUAUUUGAAAAAAAAAUUAUUGUGUUAUAAUAAAAAUAUUCAGUUUCAAUUAACGGCCAUGAUCCUUUGUUUCAGCACUAAUGAAAAGGAGGUAGCAUCAACAAGUGUUGAACAGUCUCCUGAAGAUUUAGAAGGAUACGUCUAUGGAGAACUUGUAGUGCUCGGAUACAAUGGUUCGCUUGGAAAUGGUAUGGACAAAGGAAGACGUCGUAAUAAAUUGUUACUAAAACGACGGUCCAAACCGUCUGGUGUGAAACCCUCUGUUAAACAUGAAGUGAAGAAUCCUCAACAGUGCGACCUGAUUAAGAAUACCUCUAAGCAUUCUGUUUCCUACACUUUAAACAGACAUCGUGCAGUUGUUGUACAGUAUGACCACGAUGAGAAAACAGAUAUGUUUCAAAUUGGCCGGUCUUCUGAGCCCCAAAUUGACCUUAUUGUUAUGGAUACAAUUCGAGGUGACGAAAGAUCGAAAUCAAAGACAGUUACUCAAUCUACGAUAUCUCGAUUCGCUUGUCGAAUACUUAUUGAACGAGAACCUCCUUUUAAGGCUAGAAUAUAUGCCGCCGGUUUUGAUAUAUCCCGUAAUAUUUUCCUUGGUGAGAAAGCAACAAAAUGGCAAACUGAAACAGACAUUGACGGCUUAACAACGAAUGGUAUUUUGAUAAUGCACCCAUCAAAGAUACCAGGUAGAACAAGUGUUUGGAGAGAGGUGUCAGUGGGAGGGGGAAUUUACGCACUCAGAGAAUCAAGAUCAACGCCUCAAAAAUCGAGUCUCAUACCAGGAGAAGACAACGUACUGCAGGACGGUACGCUCAUUGAUCUCUGCGGAGCAACAUUAUUGUGGCGUUCAUCAGCCGGCUUAUACAAUUCACCCAGCAGACGUGAAUUGGAAUCAAGGGUAGCCGAAAUGAAUGCCGGACGCCCACAAUGUCCUGUUGGUCUGAAUACGUUGGUUUUUCCAACUAAAGCAAAUGUAAAUAGUAUUGAUGGAGAACGUACGCCGCACGUUUAUAUGACCUGUGGUCACGUGCAUGGUCAGCACAGCUGGGAAGCCGAGGGAGACGGAAAAGAAAGAAGAACGUGCCCAAUGUGUAGAACGACUGGUCCGUUCGAAAAAUUACAAUUAGGCAUUGAAACGACAUUUUACGUAGAUAACGAACCCCCGACCCAUUGCUUUUAUCCCUGUGCUCAUAUGGCUUCAGAAAACACAGUCAAAUAUUGGUCGUCGAUACCAAUACCUCAUGGUUGCCAUGCAUUUCAAGCCGUCUGCCCGUUUUGUGCGACGCCUGUAAACUCAGAAACCGGCUACAUUCGUUUGAUCUUUCAAGAUCAUGUCGACUGAUUUUUUGUGUUGGCUAAAACGAAACUUUUUGCUUUUACUGUAGUUAUUGUUUUCUCAGAGAAAACCAAAAGAUACGAAAAAAAAGAGUUAAUUAUGACAUUUU